Sclerotinia sclerotiorum 1980 UF-70 is the source of this 1551-nucleotide messenger RNA. RefSeq lists its product with no specific name. The transcript has a single exon. Bases 1 to 1551 code for a protein of 516 amino acids. The record is from RefSeq and is a predicted model, not a curated record. NCBI's taxonomy places the organism in Eukaryota, Fungi, Ascomycota, Leotiomycetes, Helotiales, Sclerotiniaceae.
AUGUCACGAUCGGGCGGUCUUUUAGAAAAUUACCUUGGUCCUAUAGAUGAUAGUUUACCAGGUAGUAGAGUACAAAGCCAGUCGUCGACUGUACAGCAACGCGGGGGGAAAACGCUCGCCGAUGAACUCGCAGACAUUGACGACGAAUUCGAUAGCGAAGGAGACACUGGAGACACCGGAGACGAUGAAUAUUCUUCCGAAGAAUCAGAAACGUCUAUUCAACGUGAAGCUCGUGAAGAAGCUGACCGAGUCGUUGCGCUUCAUGAGAAAUUUUUAAAAGAUAAUGAUAUCCGUAACGAUUUUGCGGACAAAAAGGAAACAAAAAUUUCACCUCCGUCUGUACCCGUAUCGAUGGCUCAACAGGCACUGCCGGAAAAUAGACGGCCAAAUACCUCUGCAUCUCAGAUUAGCCCAACACCGUCUGCUCCGAGUUCAUCUCAUAAGAAGCCUCCGAGACCACCUCCAUUUAGUUCCAAGCCUACUUCAAUAAAGCAUACACAGGUUUCUCCACGGAGAGUUCCUUCUAAGGAGCGAAAGUCUAAUGUGAAGCCGCCUCCACUCUCUAGGGGACUUUUCGCUACCAUUUCGAGGGAAUACGGAUGGGCUUGGCUUUGGUGGAUCAUUAUUCCUCUGUUUCUCACAGCUGCGACAUUCUUUGCACGAGAACAUGGCUUGAUUCAGAAACAAGCGGCACAUGGGAAAAAUGCGAUUGUAGAGGAAACAAAUGCGAUUGCCAUCAUUGAUAUUGCUUCGGCUAUUAGCGACUUAGCCAAGGUAGUGUUGGAUACGAACGGAACGCUCAUGGCAUUAAAGGAUAGUCCCCUUAAUCAAGCCGUCUUACUUAUUGCAUCAGUCCGGGAGACAAUUUUGAAAGCAGAGCAGGAGGUAAAUUCUGAAUAUGUACUUUUGCUCAUAGAUGUUUUCGUCGCCAAGAAUCGAGACUUGGAUCAUAAUUGGCGUUCUUUCCUCCAACAACACAUCGAAGCUACAGCGGAGUUUGCGGGACAAUUUGAUGGAUAUGCUCAGAACGCUGCUAUCCAGGGCUACAAAACGGACUGGAUAAGUGCUGCGCAUAAUAUUACAAUCCAGAGUUUUUCCUAUAUUCCACAAGAAGUAUACCGUGAAGGCGAAUUUCUCAUGUGCGAGUUAGUCGGUGAGACAUCCGACAACGUCAGCUGUCCCUAUAGCGAUAGGAAUGUCCAACGUCUCUGCUCCGAACUCAUGGACGAACUCCACUCCAGCCAGACUUCGGGUGCAUAUGAGACUUUCGAGACAUACUCGGCAGCUCUCAUGAAUAUAGCCAAGGGCAUUAGGGAAACACUCAAAACUUGGAAGGAGGCGUUGGAUAAAAUCGAGGCAGCAAAAACAAUUUAUAAUCAUGAAUAUGGCAUAGGGAAUGUGGAAAAAGUGGCUCAAGAGUUGGAAAGUACCGCAGAAACUCUGAAAGAAGCAAUGGAAAGUCCUUUGGUCUACCAGAUGGCAGCUCCAGAAUUCCCGGCGGCUGUCAGAAGACUAGCAGGGUCAAAAAUUCGGACACUACCUUUACAAUAA